UGUCAAAUACCGAAACGACGCGAAGUCGCGGAUGCGCUUUGAGCAUUUUCAUUGAAAUUUUACUCUUCUUUUUGCAGUAUUUUGGUUAAAAUACAAUGUUUAUUUAACAAAAUAAGAAACCUAAUUUAUGGACUCCAACAUGGCAGCUCCUGAACAACCCGACCUUUUGUUUUUCGAUACGUUUUCCCACGAUACGAGUGAAGAGCUCAACUUGGACCUCGUGCAGUUUCCGAAGUCGGUUUACGUGCGAGAGAUUCGCAUUAUACCGCUGGGGGCUCGCGUAGAAGGCGACUUUCCCGGCGGAGUGCGUCUCGGUGCAACGAAUCCGACGAAAUUCCAUAUCGAUUUCUUCGUGAAUGACCUCAGCAAGCCUGGCGCGUCUACGUUCGAGGCCCUCGGCAGUCUGGACUACUGUCAAAAUGGCCAGAUACACAUGGAAUGCGGCACUGGACUGGACCACCCGCGGAUACCAACUGAUGGUCUUGUAUUGCGAGGCUGGUACACGACCAUCACCUUGGCAGUCUACGGGAACCUAACGCAGGUCCUCAGUGACACGCCGAUCGGCGCCAACCCGCCCAGCAUCCAGCGGCCCCCCAUCCCGCGGGAGGUGCCCCCCGUGGCCCCCGCGCAGCCGCCCGACUGGACCCCCGAGGGCUCCAACCCCAUCCCCUCCUACACCGGCAGCGUCGCCGCCCCCGCCGAGGCCUACCAGGCCACCAACUACCCCGAAAACUACGACAGCUACAGAGCCGACCCCUACUACGACGCGGAGCCGCCCAAAGACCCGAGGACCUACCAUCACCUGGAAGACAACGAGUGGGAGAAGGACCGUCGGGACUUAAGCUGCGAGAGAGAGGACAGACUGAGGCGCAGCCCGAGAUCCCUGGAGCACGACCGAGAUAGGCGAGACACAAGGAGCAGGCGCCGGUCGCUCGACCGAGGCCGGAGUCGCGAGUCGUCGAGACACCGCGACCGGAGCCCCCGCCUGGACAGGAUCGACCGUCUGCACUCUAGGUCGCGCUCGCGCGAUAGGGAUUACCCGAUCAAAAGCGAGUACCGCCCGAUGAGUCGAUCCAGGUCCCGCAGCAUCGACAGGGACCGCGUCCGCGCUCUGUCCGGCGAUCGCGACUGGGACCGCGGGUCCUACAAGAAAGACGAUUACCGUCGCCAUCGUGAUGCGUCGUACGACCGCUCACGCGCCGGAUCCUACGACAAGGAUGGGUCCUACGAGAGACGUUCGCCCUACGACAAAAGGGCGCCUUCUUAUGAGCGUAAAAUGUCUUACGAAAAGCGUGGUCCGUCGUAUGAGAAGCGCAUGUCGCCUUACGAUAAGCGAGGGUCGUCCUACGAAAGACGGGCGCCCUCGUAUGAAAAGCAAGGGUCGUAUGAUAGAAAACGUCAUUCGCCCUACGGCCGGAUGCGGGGCUCGAGCUACGGCAGCCGGUCGCCGAGUAGGGAUGAUCCAAGGAAGAGGCCGCGCACGCCCCCCGGGGAGAGCAGCCGAAGACCUCUCUCUCCCAGAGAAGGAGAUGCUUCCAGCCCUAUUAACUCGGUCAGAUCGGAGGAGGGCGGUGAUUACGAUAGAGCCGGUAAACAGAUACCUCGUGUCGAUUUCUACCAUCCAAGCUAUAGGCACAAGAGUUCUAUUCGCAGUCCUUCCCAGGAGGUCGAGAAUGCUCCCUAUAUUGAGCCGCAGCAUUCCACCCUCGUGACUGUCCCGAUCGUUGACAAUGCAACGGCAGCUAAAGCUAUCGAAUCGCCCAAUCGGAACGCAGAAGAAUCCAUGGAUGCUGAGCAAUUUGAACCCAUCCUGUCUGACGAAGAUAUCUGUGAUCUGGAGGAAACACCUUACAUGGAGGUAGAUUAUGACGUAAACGAAUACUGCGGUGUAGACGACAUUAUAAAAUAUUAUAACCCAUUCAAAUGUGAAUGGCUAAAGUAUGACUAUGUUAACAAAAUUCAUUUCCUCGCGAACGCACAAAAAGAAGGCGUUAAAGACGUGAUUAGUGCAACUUACGACGAGCUGUGCGCCACGAGCCCAGAUCUAUUCAAAAUAUCGGAGUUAACAAAAGCGGCUAAGAAAAGAGAGCAGAAGUUUUUCGCCAAUACCUUCACUGAAAUUGACAAUUCAGCCAGAGAAGAAUGGGUGCACCAAUGCGAGCAACUUUUUAUUUCUCUCACCAACCUCUGCAAGAACAGUGACAUAAUUUUGCGCGUAUUUUGCAAGAACAACAGCGAUGAUGAAUUCCUUGAUAUCUACAACUUUCUCGUGACCUUCUGUAGGAUUGGUCUCAACUUUGAAUUUGCUUUGGCGCAGCAACAGCCUACAUACAAAAUCAGGCACAUGAAAUGCGGUAUCCGCCUCGCCGAGGCGCUGAUGUGUCAUCGUCACAACGGACAAGUAAUGCAAAUGUUUCUGAGCGCAGGUAUAGAUAUUCCAAUGUUACUUCUGGAAAUAUAUUCGAAGGAAUACAUGGCACUGAGCAUCCGUUUGAUGAUAUUGCGAUCUUUGAAUGCUUGCUUGUCUUCUAAGGAGUCUGUAGGACACUUCAUGCAAGAGACAAUAUUCCCCAAGUUCGACAAGAAAGACGAGAAUGAUAAUAAGCCGAAGAACGGCUACCAGGCCCUCAUUUCCAUUAUGCAGACGAAUCCACUGGCUAGAAUUAAAUUUUCUAUCAGCGCUUUGAUAAAAAAGCUCAACAUAUACGAACUGUUGGGAAAGUUACACGAUCUUGUCUUGAAUUUUAAUAAAUCAGCUGCUGAAAACACCCACAAUGAGGACACAGAGCUGUCUGAGAGUGACGUAGAAUUCAUAAUUAACGCUCUAGAAGAGAUCCUUUACAUGUAUCGGACCCAAUGCUUCCACCUCUCCCAGCCGAAGCGAUUCCUACCCGUGUCUGCCCAAUUCGAAAUAAACAAAGAAUCUUCUAACGAAAUUCUCUUGGAAUUCUUCAACGUCCAUCACAUUCUCGAAGUGUGCCUGUACUUGCUGACCUGUCCGGCCACUUGCAACAAUCUGGUUGUCACAAGUCCUAUCAACGAUUUGAUUUACGAAUUGGUUAAUUCGGAGAACGGUCUUAAUUUUCUAUAUCAGAACAUGCAGUUGAGUGAACUACUGUUCAAAACGCUCAUUCAGCCGUACGGCCAACAAAAUCCUGAUGAGUUCAUCUACCCUCAAGAUCUCAGUACCUCCAGCGACUUGCAGAUAUUAGGACUAGAGAUGGCGUACAAAUUGAAGGCAUUGUACUACUUGAAGUCCAUCUGCGAUCUCCAAGCUGGCAAGGUUGACGAGAACGAGUUGAUAGACAGGCUCCAGUCGUUGUACUGUCUCAGUUUUGGGAACAUCGGCAAAACCGCCGUGCCCGACGUGAUCGUUAUGGGAGAUAACGCAGAUUGCUUGAUGGAAGUGUUUGAAAACGAUUUGAAGGGCAAAGGCAAGACCGACUCGCCGGUGAAGCAGAAGUCGCCCGCCAAAGGAUACGCGAUCGAGCUGAUCGUGUCCGCCGUGCGAUACUCCGCGAACGUCUCGUUUCUGAAGAAAUACGGACAAAGACUGAUCAAUGUGACGAAUGAGCACGACAGAUUUGAGCCGAGCGUGUCCAGUGUGCUGCAGGAAGUCAGUCCUUAUCUGAAACCCAUCGAAAAAACCAUACUGCAGUCCGGAGAUGACUUGGCCGAGUGCGUGGAAAUAUUAAAAGGGAGUCUGGAACAUUCCGCCGAUUUGCCCGGCGAGCUGAUGACGUGUCUGCGAAUCUUGAGACAUUUCUGCAUUUCUGAUUACGAUAAGAACUCAACCAUAGCUUGUGAAUCCUCCACAGACGAGUACGUCGAAUUGAAGUACAAGUACAACGUUCUUCAGUUGUUCUCUUUGGACGGAGUGGCGCACUUGGUCGGCAUUUUAGAUCGCCUGGCGAAUCAUUUCGAGCAGCCGAGCAUGCACACAGCGUUUUUCGCCUCGGCAAAGGGACUGCAACUGGCACAAAUGCUCCUCCCGUGCUUAAGGUUACUGGACGAGAUGCUGGCCCGAGUCGUCCGGUGCCGCGGCCCGAGGUUCCGCGACCUGACCGCGGCUCCGGUCCUUCUGAAAACUUACGGGAUCGCCAAAACGUUUCCCCUGGGAUCCGUCGGAUACCGAACCGCCGCGAAAGCCGCCGAAGCUUCCGUUAGAGCGUUACUGGCUUACGCUCAACCGAUUGCCGAUGACGCGAACGACGGGGACUCCAUACGGCGAGGACCCUGGACGUCUCUCUGUUCGGAAGUCAUCUCCUACACGAUGACGGCUCCGUACACGUUCGUCCCCGGCUUACUGGUGUUCUCCGAGCUGCUGCCUCUGCCGCUGCCGAUGCAGACGAAAACAACUCCCACGGAACGGGAGCUGGCCGACGCGUCCAACGAGCGGCGGCUGUGGUCGGCGCACCUGCACGCUCUGUCCAACGACCUGACGGACAUGGUCCAGAUCAUCUGUACGUCCACGUACAGGCCGGUGGUGCACAUGCUGCGGCGCGUUUGCGUUCAGAUUGCGGACCUGGCGCCGAAUACGGCGUUCACGGUCGCGCGGGCCGCCGUCGGGGCCGUGAUGAGGGAACUGAAGCAGGGUGAGGUCACCACAGCGAGCACCGCGAGGGUUUUAGGGUUUUUCGCGUGCUUGGUGUCUCACGCGUCGGUCAAAUGCGCGGUGCUUCACACGAUGAACAGCGGCGGGCCCCGGGCCACCGAAAUCCAGUCGGCACUAUGCGGGGUGCUCAGUUCGGUCAACGGCUCGAACGAGCAUGCGGCGGCGCAGGAGUUCGCCGCUCACGCUUUAGCCGCGUUCUGCGACAUCGAAAUCACUCUGACUCCUCUAUCGGCGAACAGCGACGCUUUGCUAUCGAACUCCCUGCCGAAUAGGGACGCUCUCGCAGCGUUUCUGGAAGCGUCGGCCGAUUGCCUGGAAUCGUCGACUAAGACCUGCGCAGUCGCGUCUUCUAUUUUGCGAACGUACUUCGUGUUGACGGACCACGAGCACGGUUUCCAGCAGUUCAGGAAAUUCGUUACGAAGAAGCGGGAGGCUUUGGGGAAGUUUUUUAAGUGGGCGUUGUUAGGUCCAGGGGAGGACCGGGCGGAGUGCCUGAGCAUGUAUAUUGAUCUGAUCCGCAUCCUGAGGGCAGAGGAGGGCGAGGGCGCGGCGGGCCGGCGCUCCGUGCUGACGGCGUCUGAGAUGGCCGAUAUGGUGGGCUACUCGCUGGCCGAGGAAGACCAUCCUGUGCUGACGCUGGAGAAGACUUUGAAGGAGCGCAGCUUCGACGACGACGCAAUAGCCAACGCGAGCUUCCUCUGCAGCCACCUUCAGAAGCUAAAAGACACAGAAGCACCAGGCACUCCGGAGCCGGAGCCGGCGCCGCCGGUGCCGCCAGAGCCGCUGGUGGCUCAGUUCCUGGCUCGAGCGACACAUGCGUCGCCGCACCCUGCUGAUGAACGGCUGACGGCUGGGUACUGGCUUAAUGUGCCGGCUGCCAGUGGAGAAGAUGACGUCAAUGAUAAUGAACUGGUGCCGUGCGACAUAAUGGAGAUAGCGAACGCACAUUUGGAGGGCGGGGGAGGCGCGGGAGGGGCGGGCGCGCUGGCGAGCGCCGUGCGCCGCCUGGCCGGCUGUCUGGACGCGCGCACAGAGCCGCUGCCCAGCGACGACAAGCGCCCAGCAGCAGAGCGAAGAAUGGCGCUGGCCCGCGUGCGAGCGGAGGGCGCGGACGCGUUCCGCUCGCGCCCGCCCAACACGUCCCGCCCGCCCUCGCUUCACGUAGACGACUUCACGGCGCUUCACACGCACGCGCCCUACCAGCCGCUCGCCAGGGGCAUGCGGCGCGGGCCGCCGGUGGCCGACAGAGGGCGCUUCGCCUCGGCCGCGCCGGUGCACACGCACUACCGCCAUCUUCGAGGGCGAGGCGCUUGGGAGAUGGGAGCGCAACACUUCGGCCACUUCGCACCCGCAUCGCAGUACAUGAUGGGUGCCAUGGGUUGGCCCGGCGGUCGAGUGACGCGCGCGCCGCGACACCGCUCCUUCAUGCGCUGACCGCCACCGCCACCGCUACGGCCGCCGCCACCGCUACGGCCGCCGCCACCGAGCCACGCUGCGGUCUUAGCCACUCACCAGUGGCUCUUGAUAACUUUGCAAGGAAUGCUGCCGACAUAAUUCAAAGAGGCACAACUAAUAUCUCGGGGAAGUUAGAUAGUUUUUUAAUAAUUUGUUAUAGUAAGCUGUGUCCUGAGCUUUUAUGAUAUCUACUGAAAUAUCAGAGAAAAAUAUAUGCAAAAUGUGAUAUGUGGGCUAGCAACCAAAUUAACCAAAUAUCACAUUCUCGUUUAGACGACAAAUUGCAAAAUGUUUACAUGUUUACAUAUUGCAAAAUGGCGCCACUGUCAUUCCAAGCUUUCUUCAGUAAAUCUUCAUAAAUUUAUUCCCACACAAAAUGUACAGUCGAUAAUAAUAUUUACAAUUUUAUUAUAUGUCUCUCUUGUGAAUACUCUUAUGUCGUUUUCACCAUCAAUCCCUAAUUUUUAAGUGACCUCUUUGAAAACAAAUUUCCUGUUAAAUGUUACCAUAGGGGUCGCGUAAAAGUUAGGGAUUGAUGUUGAGAACUGGCAUUAAUCUUUUUCUCUACGCCUCGAAGGUGGUACAACAAUUUAAAAAUGUCUACUAGUUCUACAACUAAGUUUUUCUUUUUCAUAUUAUCUUCUUAGAUAAAAAAUAGAGACAUUACAAAUUAAUUUUAUAACUGACAAUAGUUUUGUGAACUUUUGUGGUUUCCUAUUUAUUUAUAAUCAGCAUUUAGCAGUGUGAAAUACCUAUUUUCCUUAUAGUUGUCUACAUGUUCACAGAUUACACAAUGUAACAAUAUAAAAACCAACUAAAAUAAAAUUUUCUUCAAUGUGAUUAUGUUAAUCAAAUAAGUAUGCAUAGAUUAUAAGUACAAUAAAAUUAAAUAAAAAACCAACAUAUGUUUUUAAUUUUUAGUUAUCAUCAUUUAAUAUAAGUAAUAGUUAUUCGUCGACAUUACAGAAAAACACCUUUCUGUGCAGCCGUGUUAAACGCUUGUUCUUAUAUAAAUUUCGAUUAAACAUUACAAAAAUCGGGACUAGGUUGUCUUAAUUUAAAUACAUAUUAAUUAGCCUUAAUUGUGCCACCUGCUUACAAUCUUUUGGUAACAAAUAAAACAAUCUUCGAAAAUUUAGAAACAAAUCAACUUUAUUAUCAAGAUGAAAAAGAUCAAAUCAUAUAUUAUAUAUAAGCUUACGAAACAGAUAUGUAAACCGCGUAGAUCACAGGACUGCAUAACAUAACCCUUGCUCAUAACCGAAUCCUAACUGUACGAUACACAUUAU
Molecule: messenger RNA, 7359 nt
Organism: Ostrinia furnacalis (Asian corn borer)
Lineage: Eukaryota; Metazoa; Arthropoda; Insecta; Lepidoptera; Crambidae
Gene: vir
Product: VIR_N domain-containing protein
Exons: 10
Coding region: 128-6049 (1973 amino acids)
Biological process (GO): mRNA modification
Cellular component (GO): RNA N6-methyladenosine methyltransferase complex
Molecular function (GO): RNA binding
Source: RefSeq, a predicted model, not a curated record